Dovyalis caffra is the source of this 1794-nucleotide messenger RNA. The record is from the annotation of a GenBank genome assembly. NCBI's taxonomy places the organism in Eukaryota, Viridiplantae, Streptophyta, Magnoliopsida, Malpighiales, Salicaceae.
AUGGAAACAGCAUUUGUGUUAGAUAUUAAACUUCAAUUGUGGCCUCAAACAUUGCUUUACAAGUUCUUCUAUGCAGUAGCUUACUGGGUCAAUUAUAACAUCUACUUUUGCAAGGCCGCCUUCUUCAUCUUAGGCUUGGUUUUUAGCCAUAAAGUUGUAGAAAAUACAAUGGAGUCUUCAUUGAUGGAUUACCUUACUGAUCUCGGGAAAUCGGUCCCAGAAGCUGCAGUAAUUGUGAAUACUCAAGAGGGUUUGUCACUCAUUUGCGCUCUUAUCAUUGCUCACUUUGCAGAUACCUGCAUCGGACGUUUUGAUGUCGUACUUUAUGCCACUUCUUCAUAUUUCUUUGGAUUGCUGAUUUUGUGUCUUGCUAGCUGGUUUGCCUAUAGGCCCAAUACGCUGGGCCCCAGCAUCAAGGCACCAAUUAUUGUGAUCAUGGUACUACUGGCAGUGGGCAAGGCAAGCAAAAAUCCUCCUUUGAAAGCAUUUCUAAGCGAUCAAUUGGUUGAGCAUAAAACUUUCGUUUACAAGGACGAUAGCCAAGUUGCUGCUCGUGUAAAAGUAUGGUGGUUUCUUGCUUCGGUGUUGGGUUCCUUUGCAUCUGUGAUCAUAUCCGGAAGUUAUCCCGAGCAAAUCGGAAUGCAUAUCGGAAGUUCCGAGCAAAUGAUUUUCAUCAUUCCAGCAUUAGCAAUGGGAGUCAGUUAUUUCAUCUUUUGGUCUGGCAUCGGCUUUUACUACCGCGAAAACCCUACUGGAAGCCCUCUUACCAUUGUUUAUAGAGUUUUCAAGGCCUCUGUACUGAAGCUCCACCAGCGGUAUCCUAAUGAUCCCAAUGACUACUAUGAUAACCACAGUGAUCAACUAGUCCUGUUUCCCGACAUUCGAAUCUUGAGGUGGUUGGACAAAGCUGCUAUUUUAGAGUCUUCACCCCUCUUAGAAGAACAGGUACAAGGAGGAAGACUUUGCUCGGUAAGAGAUGUGAAACGAGUAAAGCAACUAUUGACUUCGAUUCCCUUGUGGACAACACUCCUUGGAUUUGGCCUGGUACUGGCAACAGGGAGCACUUUCUUUGUUAAGCAAAGUGACAACCUUGAUGAAGUUGUGCCCAUAAAUGCUUUCUUUCUAAUUCAGGAUCUUGUAAGUUACGCGGCUCCAUACCUCUACAACAAGUCAAUAGCUAAGUGGUGGCAUAAACCAAUGCAACAAGCUAUGCUUGUAAGAAUUGGAGUUGGGAUGGCGUUUUCUAUACUGUGUUGCCUUUCAGCAUGGCAGUAUGAGCUUCACAGAUUGAAUUUAAUACACAUAUAUGGAAAAGAUACAGCACUACCAAUGAGCAUUCUGUGGUUAGCUCCACAGUAUAUCUGUUUAGGAGUCGUGGAGGGACUCGUGAAUGAUGUUAUUAUGUUUAAUUAUCAGGACACUGAUGAAUGGAUGGAACACUACGAAUCACCAUUCAAGGAUUGUGGGCUUGGUUUUGGAAAGGUGCUGAGUGCUGUACUUGUUUCUAUGUUCAGAGGCUGCUGGUUUAAUGACACCAUAAGCACAAGUCAUCUGGACAGAUAUUUUCUACUCUUAGCUUGCCUAAGCUCCUUGAACCUGUGCUUUUAUGGGUAUGUUGCAUGUAAGUACACAUGCUCGGAAGCCCCGCCAGACCCAGAUAAGAAUUGCAUGAACUUGGGGCUUGGUCCCGUUACAGGCUCGAAAGUUCCAUUGUUCGAGCAAUCACUCUCCUUCCCAGCCUCCAGCGCAGCUGCCAGUAGGGUAGUUCCUCUGGGCUCUCAAACAUUGACUUGA